Molecule: messenger RNA, 1341 nt
Organism: Drosophila rhopaloa
Lineage: Eukaryota; Metazoa; Arthropoda; Insecta; Diptera; Drosophilidae
Product: dehydrogenase/reductase SDR family protein 7-like
Exons: 5
Coding region: 87-1067 (326 amino acids)
Cellular component (GO): membrane
Molecular function (GO): oxidoreductase activity
Source: RefSeq, a predicted model, not a curated record
UGAAUGGCAGUUGCAGUUUUGUUUUCGUUGCUAAUCAUUUUGCAUUUGGAAAAGAGUUCAAAGGUUUAAAUCGGUUGAUUAAAAAUAUGAAAGAGCAGGACCUGGAAAAAUGUGUUCCCAACAGCGACUGGAACGUCCUUUACUGGGUGCUGGGGACGAUCCUAAUGCCUGUGGCCCUUCCAUUGGCUCUCGUGAACAUAUGGCAGCGAUUCCGGGCCCAAAAAUACCGUAAUCAGUUGCCCGGCAAGGUGGUGCUUAUAACGGGUGCAAGUUCGGGAUUGGGUGAAUCCCUGGCCCACGUCUUCUACCGGGCUGGAUGUAAGGUGAUUUUGGCGGCUCGCAGAACUCAGGAAUUGGAGCGGGUUAAGAAGGAUCUCCUCGCACUGGAUGUGGAUCCCGCCUAUCCACCUACUGUGUUGGCUCUUGAUCUGGCUGAAUUGAAUUCCAUUCCAGAAUUUGUCACCCGUGUAUUGGCCGUUUAUAAUCAAGUGGACAUUCUGAUUAACAAUGGAGGGAUCAGUGUACGAGCGGAUGUGGCAUCCACAGCAGUGGAUGUGGAUCUUAAGGUGAUGGUGGUCAACUAUUUCGGAGGUGUUGCCCUAACUAAAGCUCUACUUCCUUCAAUGGUUAAACGUGGUAGUGGUCACAUCUGCUUCAUUAGCUCAGUUCAGGGAAAAUUCGCCAUUCCCCAGAGGGCCGCCUAUUCCGCCUCGAAGCAUGCCAUGCAGGCCUUUGCCGAUUCUCUGCGAGCUGAAGUAGCCAACAAAAACAUAAACGUGUCCUGUGUUAGUCCAGGGUAUAUACGUACUCAACUCUCUCUAAACGCUUUAACAGGAUCGGGAAGCAGCUAUGGAAAAAUGGACGAAACCACGGCUAAGGGCAUGUCCCCCGAGAAACUAGCAGAACGCAUUCUACAAUGCAUUCUCCGUAAAGAACCCGAUAUAAUUGUCAGCGACGCUCAAGCUAAGAUUGCAUAUUACCUUCGCCAUUUAUGUCCAAGUCUUUACUUUUGGAUUAUGGCUAAGCGGGCCUUGAAGCUGGAAAAAGCAGAAAAGAAGUCCUCUUAAGUUUGGAACAUGUCAAGUCAAACGUCCUUAAUUAUUAGUUUCGUUUUUAUUGUUAAUUGAAUUUUGCUUAAAAUGAGGAAAUUAUAAAGUAUCGCAUAUGUGUGUGUGUUCGGGUUAAAAAUUAGUUACUAACGAUAAGAUUAAUAAAUAAAGUAUUGUAGUAAUCGUAACAUAAAGUACAACUGAAUUGUCACACAUGUGCUUUUUGUUCGCUAAUCAUAAUACAUACGUUAAUUAUUGUUUUAAAUUGUCAUUAAAAUUAUUAAUCGUAAAA